Oryza sativa Japonica Group (Japanese rice) is the source of this 1535-nucleotide messenger RNA. RefSeq lists its product as uncharacterized. Gene Ontology annotation, biological process: regulation of transcription by RNA polymerase II. The record is from RefSeq and is a predicted model, not a curated record. Gene Ontology annotation, molecular function: DNA-binding transcription factor activity, RNA polymerase II-specific; protein dimerization activity; RNA polymerase II cis-regulatory region sequence-specific DNA binding. Gene Ontology annotation, cellular component: nucleus. NCBI's taxonomy places the organism in Eukaryota, Viridiplantae, Streptophyta, Magnoliopsida, Poales, Poaceae.
CAAUGUGUGCGUGUGUGGCCUAUCUUUUCUUACUCUCUUGGAAGGAACAUCAAAUAAAAAGAUCAUCAUCAUUAUAAACCUUUUAGUAUCAUCAUCAUGAUGGCCUCCUCCUCUUCCUCCUCCAGCCUCUGUGAUAAUCAUCUCUUGCAAGAUGACCUGAUCCCAUGGCCUUCCAUGCCCUUUGCUCCUGCUCCCAACACCUUUGGAUUGAACCACCAAUGGAGCCAGCCUCCAAUGCUAAGCAGCAGUACUGAUCAGUUAAGCUCAUAUGAGCUUGAAUCACUCCAAUCAGUUGAAAGUCAGCUGGCAGCUGCUGCUCCUCCGACAUUAAGCCCCCAUCUGCAGGCUCAUCAACUCAGCACGGUGCUAAUGAUGCAGGAGCUAGGGUUCCAAUGGAGCAGCUGCGCUGCGCCAGCAGAUCAACAUAGUAUUGCAAGCUCCACGAAUAAUAAUAGUAAUGUGAUGAUGAACGAGGAGGAGCUACGGCCACGUCCUGAUCAAUCCCUAAUCAGCAAUCCAAGGUCAUGCAGCGCCACCACGCUUCUUCCUCCGCCGCAUCUACAUCUGGACGGCGCUGUGCUCCCGAGCAUCAACGUCUCGCGGCUGCAGAAGCUGGCCGCCGGCGAUGAGCCGCUGCAGAUAUGUUGCAAGAGGCAGGCUGCUGCUGCUGCAGUGGUCGGCCAUAGCAGCAUAAGAGAUGAGCAUGUGCCCUGCCCCUAUGCUGGCCCUCCUGCUCAUCUAAUUCAAGGACCAUCCAACACCCUGCAGAUGAAGAGGAAUACGAAUGCAGCAGCUCAAGGGAGAGGUGGCCGCCAUGGGAGUUCAACGGAGCACAGAUCAUCAACAGCGCUGCCGCCAUCGUCAAAGAAGCCCCGGCUCGAGUCACACUCCUCCUCAAUGCUUCCUUCAUUCAAGGUAAGGAAAGAGAAACUAGGGGAUAGAAUUGCCGCCCUUCAGCAACUGGUCUCACCCUUUGGUAAGACUGAUACCGCAUCGGUACUCAUGGAGGCCAUCGGUUACAUCAAAUUUCUUCAGGACCAAGUUGAGACUUUGAGCGGUCCAUACCUGAGAUCAUCCAAGAACAGCAAGAAAUUAGCCUGCAGGGCAGCACAACAACAACGGAAGGGGACGUCAAAUGGAGGGGACGCAGCAGCAAAGCUUGACCUCCGAAGUAGAGGACUCUGCCUGGUGCCCCUGUCGUGCACCUCCUACGUCACCAACGAGAAUGGGGUUUGGCCUCCACCCAAUUUCAGAGGAAACUGAACUAAUCUAUCACAGAUUCAUACUACUAGCUAGGAGUACUAUACAACAAUGUCAGCUCAUCUAGCUAGCUAGCUACAGCAGAUCCAACACACAAAGUUGUACUACUCAUCAAACUGAGCAACAUUACUGGACUCGGCUGGAGGAUCUCAGUAUCCGAUUCCUCUGCUUUUGUCUGGUGUGUAUGUCUCCUCUUUGUUAAGAAUUUGGUCUUUGCUCAGGCACACAUCAUAUACUACAGCAGUCAAGUAGCCAGAGCAGAGACCUGUCUGAUA